Messenger RNA from Bufo bufo (common toad), 2841 nucleotides. It is a transcript of the gene BARD1, whose product is annotated as BRCA1 associated RING domain 1. Lineage: Eukaryota; Metazoa; Chordata; Amphibia; Anura; Bufonidae. Gene Ontology annotation, molecular function: protein binding. The record is from RefSeq and is a predicted model, not a curated record. The coding region runs from base 182 to 2587 and encodes 801 amino acids. The transcript is spliced from 11 exons.
AAGCAGUGAUGUGAUUGGCGGCAGCAGUCACCUGUCCCGCCGUUAUGAAUACGAUGUAUGACCUGCUCUAUCCUCCUCCCUACAUUAGACCGGGCCGCGCCUACAUCUCUCUGGCGCCAUUUUUGAGUUCCCGCCCGGAUCUCAGAAGAACUUCAGGCUCCUGCGUGUUUUCCUUCCCACCAUGCCAUUGAGGGUGCGCUCGGGAAACCGUCCAGCAGGCACCGCGGCCGACUCUACGAUGAAGGAGCUGCCGGACUGGAACCGGACGCGAACGGCGCUGCUGGAACUGGAGGGAAGACUGCGCUGCUCAGUAUGUUUGUCACUUUUAAGGGGGCCGGUGUGUUUGGGCGGCUGUGAGCACGUCUUCUGUAGGACAUGUGUAGAUGGGAGUGUGGGUAAUGAAUGCCCUGUAUGCCACACACCAACCUGGGUAAAGGAUGUGCAGAUCAACCGGCAGCUUGAUACCAUGAUUCAGCUUUGCAGUCAGCUGCAUAACUUACUGGAUAAAGGGAAGCAUAAUGGAAGUAAAGUGGAUUUAUGUCAACACGCAUCACUCAAAGAGAACACCGCAGAAGGAGAAUCUAAGAAAAAACAGAUAAAGAUGUGGUUUAGUCCCCGGAGAGGCAAGGUGAGGUAUGUCCUGGAACGUGAAGAAAACGACCAACAGAUUCCAUCAAACUGCGAACAGGCGCCAAUGUUGUCAAGUUAUGAUUUUGUCUCUUCUUCACCCAUUGUGGAGCAUGCGAAAAAGAAAACCGUGAAACGUGGGAAAACGAAGAAGAAGCAACUGGAGGACAUAAACCAAAAAUGGGGGAUUGGGACACCUAGUGAAAAUACUGCUAGCUUCAAGGUGGAUAACCAGGAAUCCAAUAGAUCGGUGUCCUUUUGCAGCCCUCCACAUAUUCUUCAGACGCCUGAUGAUAAAGUACUAGAAAGCGGUGAUGAAUGUAAUGAACUGAUUGAAAAUAGCCCAGAGAAGAUGGAGCUGGGGUUAGAAAAUAAUAGCCCAGAGAAGAUGGAGCUGGGGUUAGAAAAUCAUGGGGAUAUAAACACUACUGAGAACAACACCUCGAAAGAAAAUGAUAUUCUGAAGUCUGGCGAGUCUGCUCCUGGUGCUGGGCAAGAAACUGACUACAGCUUUGAACCGAAACCACAAGAAAAUGGACAAAAUAAAAGUCAGCUAGAGGAAACUGUGGAAGAUCGACCUAGUCCUAAAGAUUUGUGUACACAGCUAAAGAAUGAAUCUUCUGGAAAAACCAAGCGAAGAAGAACUCCUCUAAAACGCAAACCUCACCCAACUCCAUCUCCUAAUUCCCGUGCCUCAAAAUGCCCCAAAAAAGAAAAGCUGGCUGAUGAUUCCAAGUCAGAAGAUGAUACAGGUCUUGGAAAAGUCCGAAACAAUGAAGUAAAAAAUUCUCCAAAAGCAGAGCCAAAACCUAAGCCCUUUUCAACACCCAGAAGAAAGAGCCAACCUGGAACCAAUCUUCAGACUUCAGAAAUCAGUCCUUAUCAGUUUACAAAGAAGAACCAUAAGGGUGAGACAAUGCUACAUGUUGCUUCCAUAAAGGGUGAGGUGCGCGCGGUGGAGGAGCUCCUGAAGAGUGGUGCUAACCCCAAUAUUAAAGACAAUGCUGGAUGGACUCCUUUGCAUGAAGCCUGUAACCACGGGCACACUAAUGUGGUAGAGGUGCUGCUUCGACACCAGGCCCUAGUGAAUACUACGGGGUACCAGAACGACACGCCUCUUCAUGACGCUGUAAAGAACGGUCACGUAGCCAUCGUCCGGCUUCUUCUCCAGCACGGGGCUCUACAAGAUGCGGUUAAUAUAUUCGGUCUGCAGCCUGUAGACUAUGCCGAAACCGAGGCGAUCAAGUCGGCUUUGCUGCAAACGCGGACAGACAAGAAGCUGCACAGUCCGGGCCCUGCGCCAAAGGUAGCCCAGUGCAGAGAAGGAUCCCUCAUCAUUUUAGCAAGCGGUUUGUCUACUUCUCAGAGAACUGAUCUCAACAAGCUUGUGUCAUUAUUCAAGGCAGAAAUUUGUACCAACUACAGCAGCUCAGUUACUCACGUUAUAGUUGGAGAAGAACCUAUGCUACGUACCAUGAAGUGCAUGAUGGGAACAUUAUCUGGAUGCUGGAUCCUCCGAUGUGCUUGGGUAAAGACAUGCCUGGAGACAAAGAGACGAGAGGCAGAAGAACUUCAUGAAGUAGCCGGCGGGCCUCGCCGAGCUCGGCUCAACAGAGAACAGAUGCUGCCAAGCCUGUUGGACGGAUGUCAUUUUUACUUCCUUGGAUGUUUCAAAGAACACAGAAAGGAAGACCUAAUUGAACUGGUCAAAGCUGCUGGCGGCCAAAUCCUAAUUCGCCAACCAAAACCGGAUAGUGAUGUGACCCAAACUAUCAACACCGUAGCAUACCAUGCGGAUGCCGAUUCUGACCAGAGAUUCUGUACCCAAUACAUCAUUUAUGAUAAGUCUUCCAAAUUCAUCCCGGGCAGGGUGCGCCAAGGGAAAGUUUGGUUUGCCCCCUCAAGUUGGCUGAUUGAAUGUAUCACCAGCUUUCACCUCCUGCCAGUGCCUCAAACGUAGUAGAUCCUGGAUCAUUCAAGAUAUCCUGAAGAUACAGCAUUUGUUUAGACCUGCUGCCAUUCUAUAUGCUUUAGCAUGGAAAAACCAGUACAGUUGGCUGUGUUAUUCUUUUAUCUUCAUUAACCGAGCCGCUUUUUUCCCCUCAUUUGAUGUGGUUUUCCGUUUUUCUGUUCUCUUUCAAAUGCCUACCAUUCGGUGUCUGUCCAUUCUUGUCUCCAGCUAUCGUUUGUUAACAAUCAAAUAAAACGUGCCUA